This is a messenger RNA of Aspergillus fijiensis CBS 313.89, 1923 nucleotides long. Its product is annotated as Zn(II)2Cys6 transcription factor domain-containing protein. The annotation marks the transcript as partial. Gene Ontology annotation, cellular component: nucleus. The transcript is spliced from 5 exons. Gene Ontology annotation, biological process: regulation of DNA-templated transcription. The record is from RefSeq and is a predicted model, not a curated record. Lineage: Eukaryota; Fungi; Ascomycota; Eurotiomycetes; Eurotiales; Aspergillaceae. Gene Ontology annotation, molecular function: zinc ion binding; DNA-binding transcription factor activity, RNA polymerase II-specific; transcription cis-regulatory region binding.
GCUCUUUUCUGAAUCUGACAUCAUGUUUUGUUUCCCCCUCCGCACAUACUAAUACUCUCCAUGCUGCUUCCACCAGCCAUGGACCAACCCUCAAUGCAAUAUGAUCUUUCCCCGGCCCCGUACGGCCGCGCAUGUAUGAAUUGCUCGCAGGCGAAAUGCAAGUGCAUACUUUCCAAAGACGGAGGCCAAUGUCAACGCUGUCAGCGCCUCAACAAAGAAUGUCGCCCCUCCGCGUUCCAGCGCCGGCAAAAUCUCCGCAAAUCCGCCGCCACGAAGAGCGGUCGGCUGGAGAAGAAGCUGGACGAUGUGGUCGCGCUGCUUCGUGCCCGGGCUGCGCAUGCAUCUGGUAGCAGUGCGGCCGCAGAUGAAUACGCUGACUUGAUCGAGGAGCAGUUGAACGCGACAACGACGCCGGCAAGGCCGCGGCCCCGGACACGGACCCCGCGCAGUAUCUCACGGAGGAGACCUGACGUUGAAAUUGGAAUCCAAAAUGCGAGCAAUCCGCGGGUCCGGCUGCAGUCCCCCGAGCCGCUCGAGCAGACAUCAGGUGGUCUCGGCUCGGUGGCUCACUUGCCAGAAGACGCUGCUCUCGAGCUCGCGCCGUGGCAAGCCGAAGAGUGUCUGACGGCGUUCCUCACGCAGAAACUGCCGUAUCUCCCAUUCAUCCACUUCCCAUCGGGGACGACGGCACGGCGUCUCCAGCGCGAGCGGCCGUUCACGUGGCUAUGUGUGAUGGCGGUGGCUUCGAAGAGCGCGAAGCAGCGCUCUGCGCUCUGCGACAAGGUCAAAGAGAUUGUCGCGCGGAAGGCGGUUCUUGACUACGGGGGUCGCGAUCUCGAUCUCCUCUUGGGCAUCCUGAUCUUUAUCGCUUGGUCCAGCCAACAAGUCUUCCGUAAGCUCAACCUGAUCAUGUUCAGCCAGCUCGCCAUUGCGGUGGUGUAUGAUCUCUCGCUGGACAAGCCCUCCUCGCUGGAGAACUCUCUCCUGUUGUGUCUCCAUUCGUCCGUGGAUGACGGUCCUCCCCCGCUGCCCGUCCGGUCCAAGGAGGAGCGUCGAGCCGUGCUAGGUUGUUACCUCCUCACCUCGAGCAUCGCCCUCUUCUUCAAAAAAGCCUCCUCCCUCCGCUGGACCCCAUACCUAGAAGAAUGCCUCGAAACCCUAAGCCAGCAUCCCGACAGUCCCCACGACGAAGUCUUCAUCCACCAAGUCCGCUACCAACACGUCACCGAGCAACUAAACCACCCAGACAAUUCCAAUUUUCUACAAGCCCCAAUCCCCACCUACCAACACGCCCUAACCAGCUAUCUCCAAUCCGCCCAAACCAACUUUCCCCCGCACACCCAACAAUACAAAAUAAUCCACCUCCACAACACCCACACCACCCUAACCCUGACCGAACCCUCGCUCCUCCUCAACACAAGCCCCAGCCCCAGCCCGAACCCUAAACCAUCUCAAUCCCAAUCCCAAUCCCAACCCUCAUCCACUUCGCAAACCGCAACCCAACCGCCCACCCUCAACAUCCCCCACCUCAACCACCUCUCCGCCGCCCUCACCGCCACAAAGCUCUGGCUCGAAACCUUCCUCACCAUCCCGCCGGCCGAGUACAGCGGCUUCCCGUUCACGGUGUUCGCGCAGCUGGCCCGCACCCUGGCCGCGCUGUGGCGGCUCUCGACGCUGGAGGAUCCGCUGUGGGAUCGCGGGGGCGUGCGGCGGGCGGUGGAUAUUUUGGGGGUGUUGGAUCGUGUGGUGGGGAAUUUGGGGCAGGCGGCGGCGUUGGCGAGGUUGGAGGGGGGGAGGGGGUUUUUUGGGAAUCCGGGUGGAAGGGAGGAUUUGGGACACGGGGAUGGGGAGGAGGAGGAGGAGGAGGUUGAUGAGGGGGAGGUGUUUUUUCAGUCGGUGGGGAAAUAUGAGUCUAUGCGGUUG